AUGACCGGCUUUGUGGUGGUUUCCCAGCAUGAUCUGACUAUGUUGUUAGAGGUUAACAAGGGGGUAGAGUCUGUCCUGCUGCCCUGCCAGUACUCCGGUAUUAUACCUGAGAUAAAUCCCAUUGUGAUGUGGACUCGCUAUGAUCUCAAUCCCAAAUCUGUCCACUUACAACGAGAAGGAGGAGAUGAUCUUGGAGAGCAAAACCAGCAUUACAGAGGGCGCACAUCAAUGAGGCCUGAUGCUCUGGACACUGGAGACUUCAGCCUCACUCUGAGAAACCCAGAACUGACUGACAGCGGCAACUACACCUGCUCCUUAGCUGAUAUAAGAGAAGAGCUGAGAUGGAUGGAUAUACAGCUUGAGGUCAAAGACCAGCAGGUGGAGGUAAAGGUGGAGGAAGGCUCAGAGUCCGUCCUCCUGCCCUGCAAAACAAAACCCGACCUGCCCGAGGACACCAGAGUGGAGUGGACUCGCUCUGACUUGGAACUUCUAUUGGUCCAUGUGUAUUCAAACGGUGACCACAUUAAGAACCAGGAUGGUGUUUAUAGAGACAGAACAAGGAUGAAUGAAGACCUGCUGAAAACUGGAGACCUCAGUCUGACCCUGAAAUACCCCACAGAGAGAGACAGCGGAGAAUACAUCUGCACCAUCUACAGGGACAAAGACAUCCUGAGACAGAAAGUAGUGCUGCAGGUCAAAGAACCAUUUCCAUCCUGGGCCACAGCUCUCCUGGUUCUCCUGGUUCUUCUUGUGAUUUCUGGAGGUCUUCUAUAUUAUUUCCGGCACUAUUUCAUGUCAGUCCCCUGGGUGGGGUUGGAUUCAGGGGUGGAGUCUGUCCAGCUGAUCUGCAAAACCACAGUUUGUCUGCCUAGAGAUGCUAAAGUGGAGUGGAAGGAUGCAAACAACAGGAAGGUCCACGUGUAUGAGAACGGCUCUGACCAGCCUGAAGAACAACAUGAGGAUUAUAAAGCCCGAACGAAGAUGAAGAGGAAGGUCCUGGAACCUGGAGACCUCAGUCUGACCCUGAAAUACCCCACAGAUGGAGACAACUCCACCUACACCUGCACCGUCUACAGCAGGGAGGAAACGUCCUGAUGGAGAAACAAGUGGAGCUGAAAGUCAGAGUCCCCCAGGUGGAGGUGGAUUCAGGGGUGGAGUCCAGCUGCCCUUCAACACCACACUUCACCUGCCUGAAGACGCUAAAGUGGAGUGGAUGGACAAUUACACGAUCCUCAGUAUACCACACAACAGGAAGGUCCACGUGUAUGAGAACGGCUCUGACCAGCCUGAAGAACAGCACCAGGCUUACAGAGACCGAACGAAGAUGAAUGAUGACCUGCCGAAAACUGGAGACCUCAG
Messenger RNA from Oreochromis aureus, 1359 nucleotides. Its product is annotated as butyrophilin subfamily 1 member A1-like. The transcript is spliced from 6 exons. The coding region runs from base 1 to 1095 and encodes 364 amino acids. NCBI's taxonomy places the organism in Eukaryota, Metazoa, Chordata, Actinopteri, Cichliformes, Cichlidae. Gene Ontology annotation, cellular component: external side of plasma membrane. Gene Ontology annotation, biological process: cellular response to lipopolysaccharide; positive regulation of T cell proliferation; T cell costimulation. The record is from RefSeq and is a predicted model, not a curated record.